Dendrobium catenatum is the source of this 4502-nucleotide messenger RNA. Its product is annotated as helicase-like transcription factor CHR28. The record is from RefSeq and is a predicted model, not a curated record. NCBI's taxonomy places the organism in Eukaryota, Viridiplantae, Streptophyta, Magnoliopsida, Asparagales, Orchidaceae. Gene Ontology annotation, molecular function: ATP binding; ATP-dependent chromatin remodeler activity. Bases 724 to 4107 code for a protein of 1127 amino acids. The transcript is spliced from 13 exons.
CUUAAAGUUUCAUUAAGCCCGAACAGUCGGGUCAGAAGAAUCUCGUCGGUCGAUUCCGACCGGACCUGAGUCUCUCUCCUCCGACUUUCCCGUUCAUCGUGCAAUCGUGCAUAUGAAUUCGGUUCCAUCAUUCGCAGCAGGUUAUCAGGGCUUCCAAAGGAAUUUGCGGAUGGUAGCAGAAACUAAAUACUCGGCCUUUCAAAUUGCUAUUCUCGGUGGUCGAUUCCUUAACCUAUAAUGCUACGACUGUCCUUCCCAUCAGCUGCGAAGAACGAGGCUCUGAGUGGCGAGGAGACGCUUUCUAGGGUUUUCCUUUUCUUUAGCGGAUACGUCGCGCAGAUCGCUGAUGAAGGAUUUUCUGCUCUUUUAACCUGAAACGGGUAUGUUAAGGUUUUGCAUCUUAUUGGGUUAAAAUGUCAGAUGUCUGGAAGCUUAUCGAAAAUGUAGGACGAUGGUUAGCUUAAAUGAAGUCGGUAAAUUCUUUCUCACAUUGCUCUAGAAGAAAUUGAAACUGGGGACAAGAAUAAAGAAAAAGAAGUUGCUUCUAAAGGAGUGCAAUUGCUACAUUUUCUGUUGAAGACGUCGUAUGAGAGAUUAACACCUGACAGUUAUUAAAAGUUGUUGAUAAUGUUGGUGAGAAAUAUGAAGGGUGAAUUAAUUGCAUGGAUCAUCGCUGCCUGAGGCCAGUUCUGUUCACAGGUCUUCAAACCUUUUUCUAAUGUAAUGGAGAAGUCUUCUAGUCAUUCAUUACCCAUGCAAACAGAAAUCAUUGACAUUGGUUCUUCAGAUAGUGAUGGUGAUAUUGACUUUGAAUUCGACGGGUCUUCUGAUGUUGCAACUGCUCAGUCCAGAAACCAUCCUGGAAGUUUCGUAGACCAAAAUCAUCAUAUGGGAGUACAACUGCCUCAGCAUCACGGUAAUGGUUCUGCUCCGCAUGCUUCUAUGAGGAGCAGACCUUGGGUAGGCACCUCUGGCGAACUUCCAGGGAGUGCUGUUAGAAAAAAUGGUUCAGCUGAAAACAGUCUUUUAAAGGAUCAAGCAGGGUUGACACACCAAAGUCCAUACAGAAGCAGCUCGAGCAAUGGGAGAUUUGAUGCAAGCCAUGUGUCAAAUGAAGAGGUUAUUCAUGUUCCUCAAAGAGAAAUGCAAAAUCACUUGAAGGCCCCGGCAACCAUCGAGUCUGGUUCAGUCGUUGUUGGUCAGAGCACUGAUGGUAGAGUUUUGCAGACCUCAAAGCGUAUCCUUCCAUCCUCUUUGCAACUACCAACAUCGGGAUUUGUAUCCGAACCAAGCACGGGAUUCCGUGGAAAAGCUUUGUUUACUUCACAGAAAAAUCCUGUGGAAGCUGAAAAGAAUAGGUGGUCUCGAGCAGGUCGAGAUGAUGGUGCUUAUAGAAAUGAUAGACUUGAAACAGCUCAUAUUUCUGGUGAAUCAAAACUGCCUGGUUCCAUAUAUGUGGAAGAUAGCCAUAAAAUGAUAGACAAAAACCAUAUCCAUGAAAGGGAAAGGAGAGCUUUGCCUUCUCAUUGGACUGGUAAAAAUGCUAACAGUAGUCAGAUGAAUGCUUCGAUGCAUAACAAGCGUACUGAUCAACAUCCAAAUUUUAGCACAAGGCCUUCCCAUCCUGUGUUAGCAGGCAAAGUUGAUAAUGCACAUAAAUUCUCAGACCCGUCCAGCAGAAAUGAUAAAUUAAUUACUUCAUCAAAAGGCUUAUAUAAUGGUAGAGACGAUGUGUUUUUACAUGAAAAUGCACCUGCAACUAGGAUUUUGCCUCAAUAUCCUGGAAAAUCCAGUGGUAAUGCCAGAUUGGUUGGUCCAGAUGGUGCAAAUUUUCCAGGCUCUGGUGAGCACCGUCUUGGGCAUGAUGAAACACAAAUAUAUCAAGAGGCUUUGCAGAAUCUUGGUCAGCCAAAACUAGAAGAAGAUCUACCUGAGGGGCUUUUGACUGUUUCUCUUUUAAAGCAUCAGAAAAUAGCCUUGGCUUGGAUGGUUCAGAAGGAAAAGAGCGUGCAUUGUGCUGGUGGAAUACUUGCUGAUGAUCAGGGUCUUGGUAAGACGAUAUCAAUGAUAGCCCUCAUACUAAAGCAGCAGAGUCUCCAGUCCAAAUUCACGGCAGAUUCUUCUCCACCCAUUAUUCUCGAGGCCUUAAAUUUAGACGAUGAUGAUGGUAACAAUGAGGUGGAUGUGAAAGACAUUGGAAAGGAUGAUCUUCGAAGGAAGCAGGUGGCUAGUACUUCCCAGAAUCGCCGACCUGCUGCUGGAACUUUGGUUGUAUGUCCAGCUAGUAUUUUAAGACAAUGGGCUCAUGAGCUAGAGGAAAAGGUCUCAAGCAGUGCGGAGCUCUCUUUUCUAGUUUAUCAUGGAGGAACACGGACUAAAGAUCCUCGAGAAUUGGCAAAAUAUGAUAUUGUUCUUACAACAUAUUCCAUUGUAUCUAAUGAAGUUCCAAGGCUACAUUUGGUUGAUGACGAUGAUGAUGAAAUUGAGCAAAAAAAUAUGGAGAAGUAUGGGAUUUCUUCAGAAUUUGCUUCCAGCAAGAAAAGGAAGCAGACAUCCAAUGCGGGAAGGAAGGGAAAGAAAAAAGGUAAAGGACAUAGAGACUCCCAACUUGAUUGUGGUAGUGGCUCCCUUGCUAGAGUUCGGUGGUUCAGGGUGAUACUGGAUGAAGCUCAAACGAUUAAGAAUCACAGAACUCAAGUAGCUAGAGCUUGUUCUGGACUUCGGGCUAAAAGAAGGUGGUGCUUAUCUGGGACACCAAUGCAGAAUUCAAUUGAUGAUUUAUACAGUUACUUCAGAUUCCUAAAGUAUGAGCCUUAUGCUGUCUAUAGCUCCUUCUGUAACUCAAUAAAAUACCCAAUAUCAAGAAAUGCAAUCCAAGGAUACAAAAAACUUCAGGCCGUUUUGAGAAUUGUUUUGCUUCGACGCACGAAAGAAACCCGAAUUAAUGGGGAGGCGAUUAUUAAGUUACCUCCAAAAUCAAUAUGCUUAAAGGAGGUUGAUUUCUCUACCGAGGAGCGAGCAUUCUACUUGAAGCUGGAAGCGGAUUCACGGCAGCAAUUCAAGGCCUAUGCUGCUGCUGGCACCGUCAAACAAAAUUAUGCAAAUAUUUUGUUGAUGCUUUUGCGACUCCGUCAGGCUUGUGGCCAUCCAAUCCUGGUCAAAGGAUAUUAUUCGGAAGCUAUUUCAAGAGAUUCUAUAUUAAUGGCAAGGCAGCUUCCCAAAGAAAUGUUAUUACAUUUGCUAUAUCAAUUGGAAGCAUCAUUAGCAAUUUGCCCUGUAUGCAGUGACACACCUGAGGAUCCUGUUGUAACAAUGUGCAGUCAUGUUUUCUGCUACCAAUGUGUAUCUGACCGUUUAACCGGCGACGAUAAUUUGUGCCCUGCAGCUGGUUGCAAAGAAACUCUUGGCACCGAUUUAGUUUUCUCUCAAGCUACUUUGAAAACUACUAUUUGUGAUGAGUUUGAUAGUAAUGCUGCCUCAAGUUCCUCAUCACACAGUGAGGAAUCCUCCAUUGUGCAUGGCAGUUAUGUUUCUUCCAAAAUCAAGGCCACCGUCGAUAUCUUGAGUUCCCUUUCUAAUGAAUUCUAUCUUACCCACCAAAAUCAAGAGUGUGAAGAUGAUUGGAACUCUGUUAAACCAGUGAAAGCUAUUGUUUUUUCUCAGUGGACAGGAAUGCUGGAUCUAGUUGAGCUUUCAUUAAAUCAGUCUCUUAUUCAGUACAGAAGGUUAGAUGGAACAAUGUCCCUUAAUGCAAGAGAUAAAGCUGUGAGGGAGUUCAACAACGAUCCAGAGGUGACCGUUAUGCUCAUGUCGCUUAAAGCAGGUAAUCUUGGCUUGAAUAUGGUUGCUGCUUGCCAUGUUAUUCUUCUUGAUCUUUGGUGGAAUCCGACUACCGAAGAUCAAGCCAUUGAUCGAGCACAUAGAAUUGGGCAGACUCGGCCUGUGACUGUUACUCGCUUAACCAUUAAAGAUACAGUUGAGGAUCGCAUUUUAGCUCUUCAGGAGGAAAAGAGAAAGAUGGUUUCCUCUGCAUUUGGAGAGGACAAUGCUGGUAGCCAUGCUGCUCGUCUCACAGUGGAAGAUCUUAAAUAUCUAUUUAUGAUAUAAAUUCGCUUUUGCUGUGGAAGUUAGUGUUUUGGGUUGAGGGCUUAUAUCUAUUUUGGGUUUCUAAGUGCCAUGAGAGAACUGAGAAAGCUUUUUAAUUUGAGCUUGUGAAGCCCUUCUCUUUCAUUGGCGCAGAUUGAUUUGGAUCGUUGGAAAAGAUUUAGCGUCUCUUUUGUUUUUAGGAGAGAUGGGCCAUAUAGGAUUUAACUUUAUUUUGUUCUCUUAGAGAUUUCAUCUCUUUUAGAUCUGUAAUAGAGAAUCUACAGGCAAGGUUAGAUGGAACAGUGCUGUAGAUAUGUAAAUAUUUUUCUCAGUAAUAGUAAGCAUUUGCAGUAAUGAAUUAAAUUUUCUUACACUGUAAUAACUAAUAAGAACAGGGGAUUUUCUUUACUAUCGUA